This is a messenger RNA of Phoenix dactylifera (date palm), 1145 nucleotides long. The record is from RefSeq and is a predicted model, not a curated record. NCBI's taxonomy places the organism in Eukaryota, Viridiplantae, Streptophyta, Magnoliopsida, Arecales, Arecaceae.
UCAUGUCCGAAAACUGGGUGGUGAUAGACCAGACGAAAGAGUUUUCUACUGGCUGAAGGGAGACGAUUAGUUCCCCCCAUCCUCCAGUUUAACCAACAGCUCAACAGACGAGACGCUCUCCUCGCGUCCAUUCAGCAGAAGACCAUGAAGAAUCCAUCUCCUCUUACACGCAUCCUCAUCCCUCUCCUCCUCCUCCUCCUUCUCUUCUUGCUCUCUUCCUCUGCAUCACAAGCAGCACCGAGCUCUCUUUCAAGAGGAUCUUCUCUCUCCGUAGGGGAUGACUCGGAUGUCCUCCUCGUCUCCCCGAGCAAGUCUUUCUCAUGCGGCUUCUACAACGUCGGUUCUAAUGCCUAUGCCUUCUCGAUCUGGUUCUCCGACUUCGCCAACAAGACGGUCGCAUGGACCGCAAACCGGGAUCAUCCGGUAAAUGGUCAUGGAUCAAAAAUUAGCUUCCGCGAGGAUGGAGGCAUGGUCCUAGCAGACACCGAUGGCACGGUUGUGUGGAGCACCAACACAAGCUCGACGCAAGCAGAUCGAGUGCAGCUACUGGACACCGGCAAUCUUGUCCUGAAGGACCCCAGCGGUAACAUUCUAUGGCAAAGCUUUGAUUCUCCCACGGACACUCUUCUCCCUACGCAACCGAUUACUAAAACCAUACAAGUAGUAUCUGCAGCCGCUCCACGAUCCCUCUCUUCAGGCUACUAUAGCUUGUAUUUCGACAACGAUAACGUCCUCAGGCUCAUAUACGAUGGGCCCGAGAUUUCAACUGGAGAGUGGAGAGGAAUCAUGGGUCGAAGAGAUGGUGGAUUCUAGAUUAAAUGGGCAGUUCAACUGCAAGCAAGCAGAGAAGAUGGUGGAGAUAGCAGUCUCUUGCUUGGACGAAGACAGAAACCGGAGACCGACGAUGGAUUCUGUAGUGCGUACGCUCCUGUCAUACGAUGAUGAGCCCAGCUCCCACGAGGAACUCGCAGUAAAUUAGUAGCAGCAUCAACCAUCGAUCGAUCGUGUGUGCAAUUAUGUGUCUCCUGGUUCUCUCCGAGGUGUUUCUCUGUAUGUCAGAUGAAAAUUUGGGAUACAUUACAUUUCAUCCUAGCAAAUUUCAAUAUAGUUGACUUAAUGCUCAAGUCUUGCAUGAUAGGCAUGUA